AAGAAAGGUGGAGGAGGAGGGGGUGGUAGACAACCUGGAGAAGCAGGGGCUUCUAAUCAACCUCAACAACAACAACAACAGCAGCAACAACAACAGCAGCAGCAACAACAGCAGAGACCACAGCAGCCUCAGCAACAGCAGAGACCACAACAGCCUCAGCAACAGCAGAGACCACAGCAGCCUCAGCAACAGCAGAGACCACAGCAGCCUCAACAACAGCAGUGGCAACAACCGCCUCAGCAGCAGCAGCAGCAGAGGCAACAACAGCCGCAGCAGCAGCAGUGGCAACAACAGCCCCAGCAGCAGCAGAGGCAACAACAGCCGCAGCAGCAGCAGUGGCAACAACAGCCCCAGCAGCAGCAGAGGCAACAACAGCCUCAGCAGCAGCAUAUCAUCAUAAGUGUCACAAACAUAAGUGAUUUCAGUUCAAAAAGGAACAAAAAAAAGGGUGGAAGACAAGCACAAGCUGGUCCACCACAGGAAUCUGGACCAGGACCGGGUGCUGUACCACCACAGCAAGCUAUUCAACAUGGCCAGCCUGCACCUCUACACCAACUUCCUCAAGAGCAAAGGAUGCAACAACCUCCUGCUUUUACCGUUGGUCAAGUUAGACAAGCCGCUCCAAUUACCAGACCUCAAGCAAUGGAACAACAGGGACCUCCUCGACAACCAUGGGGUCAACAACAACAACAGCAGCAGCAGCAACAACAGCAAGCUCGCUUCCCUUUGCAAACUGGUCCUAGAGGUCAAACUCCAUGGGCACAAAGAGGGGAAACAACCCCUACCCACCAAACUCAACUACCACCUCAACAACAACCAGUAUCUCCUGUAACCAGUGCACCUCCUGUUAGGCAACAACCCGGUGACCAGCAACCCAGCAGACCACCUUCAUCUCAGCCUCAAGUACAGCAACAAGCGGCAAAGCCAAGGUCUCCCGCUGAAGGUAGUGCUUUAGCAGAAAAAAUGAGAAAUAUAGAUAUCAAAUCAUCGUCAUACAUUCCACCCAAAAGAGGGGACCGCCCUUCAGAUCCAAAAAAAGGAAGAGAAAUUGUUGUGGAAACUAAUCAUCUCAAUUUAAAUAUAAAGAAUAAGAAUAUGGUUAUUCAUCAUUAUGAUGUAUCUAUCAAUCCUGAAAAACCUUAUCGCAAUUACAGACAAGCUGUGGAAGCUGUUCGACAGAGGUGUUUCAAAAAUCGAUUUCCUGCCUUUGAUGGAAAGAAGAACCUCUAUAGUUAUCCUGAGUUGCCUCUCCAAAAAACGGAACUUGUUGAGACCGUGACAAUUUACGAUAAUGAAAGAGAUCAAGAAAAAGAAAUGACCGUUACGAUAAAGUAUGCUACGCAAGUUAAUGUCUCAAUGAUAUGGGAUUAUCUGAGGGCUGGGACUUCAACUAAUGGUCCGCAGGAGGCAAUCCAAGCUCUUGAUAUUGUUUUAAGGCAACCAGCUGCUAACAGGUUUGUGACAGUUGGAAGAUCAUUCUUUUCACCUCCACCUGGUAGAGUAAUUGAUCUUGGUUAUGGUCUUGACCUUUGGUAUGGUUUCUUCCAGUCUGCAAUUAUUGUGGCUCACAAAGGAUUCCCAGCUGCCGACAAUUGUGUUGUUGCUUUAGGUAAAUUUGUUCAAGGAGACCUUGGAGAUCCACGUUUUCAAAUGAGACCUUAUGAACGUGAAAGCUUUGUUGCGUAUAUUAAGGAUUUGAAAGUUGUUUAUGAAAUUCCAUCAAAGAGUGUUAAAAGAACAUAUAAAGUGACUAAUAUAACAACUUGUCCAAGAGAUAAUAGAUUCGAGAUUACUGAUAAGGAAACCAAUAACAAAAGUGAAACUACUGUUGAAAGAUAUUUUAUAAGACAAAUCAACUUUAAUAGUGACCCAUGCCUGAAGGAGUUUGGCCUCUCAGUUGAUGACCAGUUCACUAAAGUUAAGGCCCGAAUUAUGAAUGCACCAACACUUGAUUAUCGAGAAAGACCGGUACCUGUAAGACAAGGAGUAUGGAGGAAUGAAAAAUUCAUUCAAGGAGCCGAUUUGGUUCAGUGGAGAAUCGUUACUACUAAUCAGAUGAUUAGAGAACCAGAUUUAAGAAAGCUAGCAUCGGGUUUAAUAAAUCAUGGAAUGGAAUGUGGCAUGAAUAUAUCCAAUAAUUAUAAAAUUGUUUCCAAGAAUACUCCUCGUGAACUUGAACAAUAUUUUAGUCAGUGUCUUAAAGAAGAAGUAAAACUUGUGAUUGUUGUCUUACCUGAUAGAGGAAUGACUUAUGCAUCCAUUAAGAAAAUUGCUGAAAUUCAGGUUGGUAUUCUAACUCAGUGCUUGAAGACUGUCACAGUGCAGAGAAGACUUAAUGCUGCAACAUUUGUAAACAUACUACAGAAAGUUAAUGCAAAGUUGAAUGGCAUCAAUCACCAUAUAACCCACAGCUAUUGGCCAAAAUUUUUUCAAAAACCUGUCAUUGUUGUUGGCGCUGAUGUCACUCAUCCAGCUCCAGACCAGAUCAACGUUCCAUCUAUAGCAGCCGUUGCAGCUUCUCACGACCCAAAAGCCUUCAGGUAUAAUAUGAUAUGGAAACUGCAGCCACCUCGAGAAGAAGUAAUCAGGGACCUUGAGAGUAUCAUGAAAGAACAAUUAUUGGCAUUUUACAGAAGCACUAGGUAUAAGCCUCAAGCUAUCCUCUUUUACAGAGAUGGUAUCUUGAACCAAGAAUUGCAGGCUAUCAGAAGGGCUUGUUCAAGCCUCAGCAGUGAUUACACGCCACCGAUUACAUUUAUAGUGGUACAGAAACGCCAUCACACUAGGUUCUUUCCGGAAAAGAAGGAUGCAGAUGGGAGAAAUAUGAAUGUGCCGGCUGGUACAGUUGUUGAUACAGAGAUUACUCACCCUACUGAAUUAGACUUCUAUCUAGUCAGUCAUGCUAGUAUACAAGGUACAGCACGUCCUACCAAAUAUCAUUUGCUAUGGGAUGAUUCUAAUUUAUCAGAGCAGAAUUUAGAAGAAAUAACUUACUAUCUUUGUCACCUCUUUACCAGGUGUACACGUUCAGUUUCAUACCCUGCACCUACCUAUUAUGCUCAUCUCGCUGCUUUCCGUGCUAGGGCAUAUACAGAUGCAGACAGACUACAGCUGAACCAACUUCAAGAAGAACAGGUUAGAAGGACAGUUAAGGAUUCUGUUUGUAAGAAUAAUCCAAUGUUCUUUGUUUAAAGAAAAAAUGUUAAGAAUUGUAAUCUUAUAUAUACCACCUUUAUUCAUGAAAUAUGUAUAUAGAAUUUGAUAUAUAUAAAAAAAGUUACUUAUUACUUUUUUGUAACAUUCUACUAUUGAACAAAUAAUAAUGUGAUAUUAAAAUAUUUUUUGUGUUUACUUUUAUUUUCUGAAAAACAAUUAUUUUAUGUUUGUGUAAUUUGUAAAUUUAUUCGAUUCUGAAUAAAUUUGGUUAUAUUAAAUGUUCAAAGAAUUAUUUAAUUUUGAACUGGGUAUAGCUUGAAAUGUUGGUUUUAUUUAUUAAUAAAUAAACUUAUCUUAACAAUCGUUUAAGCGUUACAGGAAAUAAUUUAAAAUAUUGAAAAAAUAUAAACAACUCAAUGAUUGGUCUGGUUUGUGGUGAAGGACUUUAUUUUUUAGCCUUGGCUGUCUUGAAUGUUCAGUCUCAAUAUGAAAGUCUUGUCCUAAUUACAAAAUCAUUCAUUGUUAUUGUAUUCAAUUAUUUUUUAUGAGACACUUAAACACUUUAAGAACUGAUUUUAUUUGUUUAAGUUUAUAUUAAAGAUUGUUAAAAUAAUAAAGUAUGUUUUAUUUCUAAUUAUAAAAAAAAAAAAUCAAUUUGUUGUGGAAAACAGGAGGAUCUAAACAUUU
Molecule: messenger RNA, 3843 nt
Organism: Nezara viridula (southern green stink bug)
Lineage: Eukaryota; Metazoa; Arthropoda; Insecta; Hemiptera; Pentatomidae
Source: the annotation of a GenBank genome assembly